Orbilia oligospora ATCC 24927 is the source of this 2388-nucleotide messenger RNA. RefSeq lists its product as uncharacterized. The record is from RefSeq and is a predicted model, not a curated record. The coding region runs from base 1 to 2388 and encodes 795 amino acids. NCBI's taxonomy places the organism in Eukaryota, Fungi, Ascomycota, Orbiliomycetes, Orbiliales, Orbiliaceae. The transcript is spliced from 3 exons.
AUGACAUCCGUCCUCACCUCUCUAAAAUCCCUUCUCCCAUCUUCAAUAUCAUCUUCAGACCCACAAUGGACUCUCCUACCAACAUCAUCCCCGACAUCACCAUCCCAUAACACCAACAAUCCCGAAAAACGUCCUUCCGGCAAUAAUAACAAUAGCAACAUCAACAGCAAUAUCUGGCUAACCCUCCUAACCUUCCCAUUCACAUUCUCCCUAACCCUCACAAAUUUCUACUCCAACAAUAUAAAAGGAAACUACAAACUCCCCGCGAUAACUAGGAUACGAAGUAUCUUUUUACAAUUGCUGGUGGGAUGUGUGGUUAUUACGUGCGUGACGAUGGUGUUCGCGUUGAGUGGGAUGACGGGGUAUACGGUUAAGAAGCUGGGGGUGCAUUUUGAUAGUGAUGCUGUUUGGAAGGGGUUUCCGGUGAUGACGAGUUAUUAUAAUGGGAUAUAUGAUUUGGUUCCCAAGGAGUUGAAUAUUGCGGAGAAUACGGGACCGAAUAAUGCGCCUAAGGCUUCGACGGUUUAUAGACGGUUUAUAUAUCGUCGUGGUUCGGAGUCUGAUGAUUCUCAGACCGAUGGUCCUCCUAAGGAACCUAUAAAUUCCGAUACUACUACUACUACAACUACUACUACUACUAUUUCCCCUCCGAAGGAAUCUACAGAUUCAAACCUUCCUAAACAAUCAGAAAAUAAAACACCAAAACCCGCACCAAAGAAAGCAUCAACCCCGAUUCCUUACCAUCCGUACCCAGACUACACCGCCUCAUCUCCACAUUUCAAAUCCUGCGAAUCAUUGGUUUCGAAUUAUACCGGUCAGUCGACACGUAUAAAGGCCUAUAAGGGGGUGAUGAAAGGUAUGCCUGACCCGGCAUAUGGAUCCUACGAAGCAUUGGGAUUGGAUGAUUCGGUAUGUUUCGAAAGAAGGAUGAGGUUUGGGGGGUAUGGAUGGAAAGAUCGGGAUGAGAUUCCUAAGAAUCCUAAGGAUGAGGAUAUUUUGUUUGAUAGGGAGUGGAGGAUUGAUUGGAAGCAAGUACAGGAUGAGUGUGUUAAGAUGAAUUCUGGGAGGUUUGAUGAGAAUGAUAAUAAUACACUUUUGGACGGUGAGAAGGGGGAGAAGAAGAAAAAGAAGAAAAGAACGGCGGUGGUGUUGAGAGUGUGGAAUAGUUAUCCGUUUACGAGGUUUGAUUAUGUGGUUCUUAGGAGUUUGAUAACGGAGUUGAAUGUUAAUACCGGUGGGGAGUAUGGAGUUCAUUUGUUGAUGCAUGUUAAGGAUAUUGAUAUGGAUGCGGAUAAAGUCGAUGUAAGGAAUGAGAAAAUUAAGAGGAAGAUAUUGGAGGAAAGUAUUGCGGAAGAGUUUUGGGGGAUUACGACGCUUUGGAGUGAGAAUUUGAUGAAGGAGGAGUAUAAAGAACUGCAAGGGGGGAAGGAGUGGAGGGAGCAUGGGAUUUAUGAUGCGUACAGGAGUAUUUGGUUACCUCAACAGUGGUUUUCGAAGAUGCAUGAGGAGUAUGAGUACUUCUGGAGUUUGGAGAUGGAUGUCAAAUAUACAGGACAUUGGUAUCAUUUAUUCGACAAAAUCGAUACUUUUGCUAGAAAUCAACCGCGAAGAGGACUUUGGGCGAGGAACGCACGGUUUUACGUCCCAUCCGUGCACGGAAGUUACCAAGACUUCACGGAAAUGGUGGAGAUGCGAAGUUCACCUGAAGAAAGAAUCUGGGGAGCUGUUGAAGGGGUAGAAGUUAUGGAUAAGAAACUGAAAGUGGAAAAAAAAUUUGAAAGGGAAGAAGACGAUGAAGGGUAUAAAUGGGGUAAAGGGGAAAAUGCGGAUUUGGUGACUUUAUCACCGAUGUUUGAGGUGGUUAAUACGACCUGGGUUAUCAAAGAUGAUUUUACGGGGUAUGGGAAUGAAAGACCUGAGAAGGAGAAUUAUAAUCCAUACUGGACUGGACCACCGAGGAGGGGGGCUGUAGUGGCAGUGUACAGAUUCUCGAGAAGACUGUUGAACGCUAUGGAGGUGGAGAACAGAGGUGGAAGACAUAUGGGGGUGGAAAUGUUUCCUGCCUCGGUGGCGUUACAGUAUGGAUACAAAGGAGUUUAUGCGCCACAUCCGGUGUUUAUGGAUAGAAGGUGGCCUGGGAGGUAUCUUGAGAAGAUAUUGAAUGGAGGGGAAAAGGGGAGUUCGGGGGGUAAUGAGAGGAGUUUGUUCGGGAAGAGGGAGCAUCAUUUUGGGGGGAGUGGGUUUUAUUAUGGAAGCUAUUGGCCUCGAGGGGUUAUGGGGGUUUGGAUGGGAGGUGAAUGGGAAGGAAAAGGUGGAGAAGGGUGGGAGAGGGAACGGGGGAGGGGGUGUUUGGGGGGGAUGGUGGUGCAUCCUGUCAAGGACUUGUAG